AUGCGUAGGCAAAAAAAAACUGGAAUUUCGCCAGUGUUCCUCCACAACGACACGACACACAACAUGUCUGAAGAGCACACCAUCUCGCAAGAGGUAGCUUCCCCAAUUGUGAAGCGAGGAAGAGGACGUCCACCCAAGGUUCCCACGGGCACCGAGGUGGUCGAUACCACCCCCAAGGUCAAGAGAGGACGAGGACGACCACCAAAGGUGCGACCCGAGGGAGAGGAGCCCGUGGUCAAGAGACCCCGUGGCCGGCCGCGAAAGAGCAUCGACCCCAACUCGGGCGAUCCCAGCACACACGGAAACGCGGUUAACGCGUCUGGAGACCCCAGCGUUAUAGUUGAGAAGCGAGGACGUGGCCGACCGCGUAAAAACCCCAUCGUCGUGGCCCCCGCACCCUUGUGGCCCACCCCGGACCUGGUGCAGUUUGGAGGAGCUGACCCCUACGAGGAAAUUGACAGCUUCAGCGCUGAACGCAUUGAGGAGCAGGCUGGACAGGAAGGUGCCAACCUGACCCACCCCGAGAAGCUGGCGCUCAUCAAGCGACGUCUGCACGCCGAGGCCCAGGACAAGGACCUCUUGGAGGCGCUGGCCACCAACCGCGAGGACUUCUUCAACGCCGACGAGGCCAAGGACGUGUACUCGCAGUACUCGGUGCUUAGACACCAUAUUGCUCUGCUGCUGCAGAACUAUGGUGACACGGACGAGGGCCGAGUGAUCAAGAGAAACCUCAGCAACCUCAUGGGAGUGCUGCGGUACCUGCGAUUGAAGGACAACAUCCUUUCUGAGCUGCUCACCAUUGUGCCUCUGAUCCAAGACCAAGACUACACCGGUGCCAAGAACCGAAUUCAGGCGCUGGACGGCCCCUGGUGCAUCGGAACCCCUUCCAACCGGGAGAUCCGGUUGCGGGAGACCCAAAAGUGGAUUACUGGUUUGGUCCAGCUGCUGGAGUGGUCCGAUGGCUCCUACAACGGCCUGUACCGUGUUUAG
Yarrowia lipolytica CLIB122 is the source of this 990-nucleotide messenger RNA. RefSeq lists its product as uncharacterized. The record is from RefSeq and is a predicted model, not a curated record. Gene Ontology annotation, cellular component: nucleus. NCBI's taxonomy places the organism in Eukaryota, Fungi, Ascomycota, Dipodascomycetes, Dipodascales. Gene Ontology annotation, biological process: regulation of DNA-templated transcription. Gene Ontology annotation, molecular function: DNA binding; transcription coregulator activity.